AUGGGCUGCAGGGAGUGGGUAGAAGCGAACCAAAAGAACAAACCGCAAAGCAACGCAAUAGGCACAGGAGUGUUAACGCUGCUUACCACCGGGGCGUACCACGCUGGAACGCUGUACGAUCCGGGCUAUAAACACCACGAAUGGACGUACAAUCGAUCGGAUUCGGUCAUCCUAGUAACGCUGAUACUCUUCCAUAUUGCCGCUAUUUUGGGCUCUUUCACAGGAUGGUUUCUCAUCGAGCGUUACACCAAGAAACAGAUCAACUUCGUGAUAAUGUCGCUUGUGGUUGUUGGGUGCAUCGUAAGCAUCGCGGUACCCCACAACUUAAUCGGUAUCGCGUUUGCCCGUGCCCUGAUGGGGAUCGCCCACGGUGUGGCCUAUCUGGUGGUGCUGAUACAUGGAGGCGAAAUACUGAUCAAGGAGUUACGUGGCGUUAUAAUAGCGGCGGCUAACUUUUGCAUCAUCUCCGGUGUGCUGAUCGGUGGCGCUAUGAACACUGUAGAGAUGGAAUCUCUGGCACCGUAUCAAGUGAUGGGAAUUAUAGGAUUGUGUUACCUGCCAAUAGCUUUCUUUCUGAACCUCAUCGUCUGCUAUGAGUCUCCUGUGUUUCUGCUGAAGCGCAACCUGGAUUCGGAUGCCGUCCGCAGCAUGAUGAAGCUACGCAACGAGUCCUCCGAGACGUGGGAAAUUCGCAAUGAAAUGACGGAAUUCAAGACGAUGCUGUCGGAGGAUGCAACAACGACGCUAUCAAUCUUUCGGGAAGGAAACCUACGACCACUGGUGCUUAUCGCGCUCGGUAAGAUCGCAUCCGUGCUCUCCUUCAACUAUGCCGUCAACACCGUCAAAGUGAAUGUCAUCGAGGAAGUGUUGGAUAUCAGCGACACCAAUACCCGUCUUUCCAUCGUCAUCGUAACCUCGAUAAGAACGAUAGUCGGCCUGUGUGCCAUGUUUCUCGUCGAUGUGCUCGGACGCCGAGCGUUACAGCUGGUCUCCACUGUAUCUACCGGUGUGAUACUGGUCGCGAUGGGUAUCGCCUACAUAGCAACCGAUUCCAUCAAGCCUGACAUCGGUAUGGCCAUCUUCUUGGCGUGUGAAGUGGGUGCCUCCCUCGGCCUUACCUUCAUCCCGGACGUGCUCUGCUCGGAAGCGUUCAACACGAAGAAGAAAGCGCUUUCGAUUGUUGUGGUACAGGUGCUGGAACACGUGCUGCAUGUGAUUGUGUUUUCCGUCGUCUACAAGUGGGACUUUACCGUGUAUGAUCGCUAUGGUGGAACGCUUCUGGUAGCCGGUCUACCGCUGCUGGUCAUCGGGUAUGUGCUGUACCGGAAGCUUCCGGAAACGUCCAAGAUGUCGAUACGGCAGGCAAGGAUUGAGUUUUACAAGCGGGAAGGUAUCGUAUUCGGUGGUAGCAAAAAUUCAGUUGAAGUACUCUAUGAUUGA
Messenger RNA from Anopheles marshallii, 1440 nucleotides. Its product is annotated as solute carrier family 2, facilitated glucose transporter member 5-like. The record is from RefSeq and is a predicted model, not a curated record. Gene Ontology annotation, biological process: transmembrane transport. Gene Ontology annotation, molecular function: transmembrane transporter activity. Lineage: Eukaryota; Metazoa; Arthropoda; Insecta; Diptera; Culicidae. Bases 1 to 1440 code for a protein of 479 amino acids. The transcript has 3 exons. Gene Ontology annotation, cellular component: membrane.